CUUGUGUUGCAUUUAGACGGAGGCAAAGAUCUGUUCAUAACAGUGACGGGCAGUUAUGAGAGGAGUUGCUUCGGUUGCGCUAUUGAGACAUUGGUUCGACUCAAGUGUCCACUCAAUCAGGUCUCUAAAGAUGUGCUAAAAAGGUUGGAACAAAGACAAUAUGGCGACGAUAUGCCACCCGUUUGGGACAUACCUAAAGAGUUGUGGAUUCUUGUGGACCAACUGUACAAAUACGGAAUGUUAACCAAUGAAUUAUUCCAACACUCGGGCCUUAACACAGAGUUUGUGGUCAUCCGUAACGCAUUGGACACAGGAUUUGUUGACAAAAUCAAUGUCGGCGUCCAUUCGUUAGCCGAGAGUCUGAUUUUGUUUUUGGAAGCGCUGUCAGAGCCGGUCAUACCCUUUGCUUUUUACGACCGAUCCAUCGAAAGUAGCAAUAAUUUUCAAAACUCAAAACAAGUCGUGAAUGAAAUACCAGAACAUCACAGGAAUGUCUUCUACUAUUUAAUCGCAUUUUUUAGGGAACUCUUAAGGCAUUCAAAUAGCAAUAAACUGGACGUUAAACUAUUGGCGUCAAUUUUUGGUUCCGUUUUAUUGAGAUCUCCCGAGAGCUCAGCCUUUAACGAGAGGAAUAGCAUUAUUCAUCCAAACUUCACACAAAGCACUGAUAAUAACAGUUCUUUCAGAUCCCAUCUGCCGUCACAUCACCGCCAAAGGGAUGCCUUUGUUUUCCAUUUCUUAGUCAAUGAUUUCGAUAUUUAAUUGUUUUUAGUGUUUUUAGUUUUAUUUGAUUUCAC
Molecule: messenger RNA, 797 nt
Organism: Medioppia subpectinata
Lineage: Eukaryota; Metazoa; Arthropoda; Arachnida; Sarcoptiformes; Oppiidae
Source: the annotation of a GenBank genome assembly